AUGGAAUCAAGGCUAUCUCUGUUCAUCAUGAAGCAAACAAUCCUGUACCUCAUUUCGAUCCCCUACAGCGAUGUGAAUAACUUUGUUGGAGUUCUUCGUUAUCAGACUUCUUUCAAGAGCGUUAAGCUCAGCUGCGGUGAAGGAGGAUGUGGUGCUUGUGUUGUUCUUCUCUCCAACCAACAUAGCCGUUUUGUAACUUCUCCUGAUGAGAACUCCGACGUCGUUUAUUCAUUCUCGGGCUACUCUCAUGCCUCUGAAAUUGUUGACUGUUACCUCAACGGCAAGUCUCCUCCCAAGACUACUAUUAACCCCGAAUCAUCCAAGUUUUGGUGGGAAGACCCUAAUCUCUACGGUGAUUGUGACGAUUUGUCUGAGUUAAGAAUCAUCGAAGAUCGUCUGAUGAGAACGAAGAAGCAUCUCAUGGAUUGUCUUGAGAAGAAAGAAAAAUCAUACUCUGUUUCUAAAUCUGAUCAAAACCCUAAGAACAACGGUGGGUCUUCUUCUUCUUCUUCUUCUUCUUCUUCUCAAAUUGCUUCUGAUUUUGGUCAAAACCCUAGUACCUCUUCUCCGUUUUUUGAUCACCACUCUUACUCCUCGCUUGAGCCUUCGUCACAAGUUACUACUUGUUUUGAUCAAAACCCUAUUUUCUCUGUUGGCAGCGAGUCAUCAUCUGAUCAAUUUCGUUACUUGGUGAAUGAAGAUGCUGGAUUUGUUGACUGCUUAUUUGAAACAGAGGAGGAGAAGAACAGAAUGAUUGUACCCCAAGAAACACAAACACAACCGAUGUUCUCUGAGGAGGAUCAGAGCUUUUGGGAAAACCUAGAUGUCGACGACGUGUUUGGUCUUUUUAACGACGACACCAACCUUGAGGUUCCUCUUCAAGAUCAUUCCUCAACCAACGAAGAAGACGAGUUUAUGAUUGAUAUCAGUGAAUACUUAAGCGAAGAAGCAAUGGAAUGGCCCAUGUUUUAGUUAGUUCACACAUCUUGAUUAAGCAUGAUCUCAUAGUUAGUUACGGUUUUAGUUAGUUCAUUAGGUAAUUACCAUUUAU
This is a messenger RNA of Arabidopsis thaliana (thale cress), 1051 nucleotides long. RefSeq names its product 2Fe-2S ferredoxin-like superfamily protein. NCBI's taxonomy places the organism in Eukaryota, Viridiplantae, Streptophyta, Magnoliopsida, Brassicales, Brassicaceae. The record is from RefSeq and is marked reviewed. Gene Ontology annotation, molecular function: 2 iron, 2 sulfur cluster binding; iron-sulfur cluster binding. The coding region runs from base 1 to 972 and encodes 323 amino acids. The transcript has 4 exons.